Danio rerio (zebrafish) is the source of this 1759-nucleotide messenger RNA. RefSeq names its product trace amine associated receptor 19p (gene taar19p). Gene Ontology annotation, molecular function: G protein-coupled receptor activity. NCBI's taxonomy places the organism in Eukaryota, Metazoa, Chordata, Actinopteri, Cypriniformes, Danionidae. The record is from RefSeq and is marked validated. Gene Ontology annotation, cellular component: plasma membrane; membrane. Gene Ontology annotation, biological process: G protein-coupled receptor signaling pathway; signal transduction.
AACAAACUCCUAACAGGAGGAGACUCACUCAUGGCCUAUGAGACAGAGCAUCAGGACACUCAAUACUGCUUUCCUAACAUCAACUCAUCAUGUGUCAAAGGAAAACGCUCCAUUCAGGAAUAUAAUAUCAUGUAUGUGUUAUUUUCACUGCUGUCAGCAUGGACUGUGUUUCUGAACCUGCUGGUGAUCAUCUCCAUCUCUCACUUCAAGAAGCUUCACACUCCAACCAACAUGAUUAUUCUCUCUCUGGCUGUAACUGAUCUGCUUAUUGGACUUAUUGUGAUGCCCAUACAGGCCAUCAGACUGAUUGAGACGUGUUGGUAUUUUGGAGACACUUUGUGUGGAAUCAAUUUAAUAAUAAUUGGGGUGAUUUUCUCAGCAUCUUUCAGUAAUUUGGUUUUAAUUGCUGUUGAUCGUUAUGUUGCUGUGUGUCACCCUUUACUGUACCCACAGAAAAUAACCAUGGCCAAAAUGUUAAUGUGUAUCUGUUUGAGCUGGGUUUACUACUCCGCUUAUAAUACUGGCCUUGUAAUUAAUAAUGGAUAUUUUGAUACGUCACACAGAACAGAUGUGUGUUAUGGAGACUGUUCAGUCAUAAUGAGUUUUAGCUGGCUAGUCACUGAUCUGUGCCUGUCUUUUAUUUUUCCCUGUGUCAUUAUGAUCACUUUAUAUCUGAGGAUUUUCUAUGUUGUUCAUCAGCAAGUGAAGGUUAUAAACUCUCUGAUGAAGGGUGGUAAAUGUGUAACAAAGGGUUCAGUGAAGAGGAAAUCUGAGAGUAAAGCUGCUCUGACUUUAGGAAUCAUUGUGUUAGUUUAUCUGCUUUGCUAUAUCCCAUACUAUAUCUGUACACUAUCUGUUAACUCCUCCACAACUAUAACUGUUUUGGAAUGGACUGUUUACACUAACUCAGGUCUGAAUCCUCUGGUUUAUGCUUUAUUUUAUCACUGGUUUAAAAAGACAGUUAAACUCAUCUUAACACUGAAGAUAUUUCACCCGGAGUCCUCUCUGAUCAAUGUUUUUACAGUACAUGAACUGUAAUUUAACUGAUGAAGCUUUGUUUAAUAAUAGUAGAUGUUAUCUGUGAUAAUACAAUUAUUUAAAUGUAAUGACAUAUAAAGAUAAAAUAGCAUUUUUAAGAAAAAACAGCAGAGACAACAUGUUUGCUUUUCUUUCUAACGUCAACAUUUAUUACACUGUGGGUCAUUGGAGAUGUUUUUGGGGUAUAUAAUGAUCACACUAGCGAAUCAUUGAUGUAUUAGGCUACUCAUUUAAUUUGUAUUUAGUAGUCAUGUUUAUUUUUCCAAUCCACUAACCACACAUGAAAGAUGAACUCAUUGUAUCUGAGUCAGUGUUGCAUUAAUUCAGUUUGUGUAUGUGUGAACAAAUCUUAACAAUUAUAAUUGGUCCUCAGAGUUGUUACAUCAUUGAUGUUUUCAUUGAUCAUUAAGAGUAAACAAAGACAGACCAACCCAUGUGACUGCCUGGAGAGAGGCCUACUGUACCAGCACUGCCAUUUUACAAGCCCACAGCAGCAUUGUAAUAAAUUAAAUCUAAUUUCUAAUUAAGGAUUAACCACAUAAGGCCCAAUGUGUUUUUAACAUGCAAUUUUUAUUUCUCUUUGUUAUUUGGGCUUAUUGGAACAUAAUUUGAAUAAAACUUAAGUAUCAUCUUUUAAUAUGAUGUACGUUUAGAGAAAAAUGAUGUCCAUUUAUGUGAACUCUUGGUCUGAAUUUACAUAAAACACUUUUUUCAGACUGUU